AUGUCAAUCAACGCCUACAUAAAUAAAAAAGUUUUAAUCCUCACUGUCGACGGACGGACUCUCCUCGGAACACUUCUCUCGACAGACCAGCUCACAAACCUAGUUCUCCUGGACACAAUAGAGCGAAUCAUCCGAACGCCCGACGACCCCGAACCAAGCUCACAGAUUGAACACGGUCUUUACUUAAUCCGAGGCGAUAAUGUAGUGGUGUGCGGAGAAGUAGACGAGACAAUUGACCGCGACAUUGACUGGGCCAAGGUAAAGGGAGAAGUGGUGCGCGGGACGAAAAAUGCAUGA
Molecule: messenger RNA, 297 nt
Organism: Aspergillus puulaauensis
Lineage: Eukaryota; Fungi; Ascomycota; Eurotiomycetes; Eurotiales; Aspergillaceae
Product: U6 snRNA-associated Sm-like protein LSm8
Exons: 2
Coding region: 1-297 (98 amino acids)
Biological process (GO): mRNA splicing, via spliceosome
Cellular component (GO): U4/U6 x U5 tri-snRNP complex; precatalytic spliceosome; U6 snRNP
Molecular function (GO): RNA binding
Source: RefSeq, a predicted model, not a curated record